Molecule: messenger RNA, 1207 nt
Organism: Nerophis lumbriciformis (worm pipefish)
Lineage: Eukaryota; Metazoa; Chordata; Actinopteri; Syngnathiformes; Syngnathidae
Product: ankyrin repeat and SOCS box protein 13-like
Biological process (GO): protein ubiquitination; intracellular signal transduction; positive regulation of protein catabolic process
Molecular function (GO): protein binding
Source: RefSeq, a predicted model, not a curated record
AUUACCUUGACUGCAGCAGGACAAGAUGGCGGUGACACCCGCAAGAAGAUCUUCUUUGUACGAUUUAGGCGUGUGGGCGGACAGGACGGCCCUCCAUGAAGCUGCAUCUCAGGGCAGAACUCUGCAGGUGAGACAACUGAUCCAGAGUCAGGCGUCAGUCAACAUGGUGACGGUGGACAACAUCACUCCGCUGCACGAAGCCUGCUCACAAGCUCAUGUGCCUUGUGCACGAGUGCUGCUGGAAGCCGGAGCACAGGUGGACGUGCGUAACAUCCAUGGUAGCACAGCGUUGUGUAACGCCUGCAGGUCUGGCAGUGUGGAGUGUGUCCAGCUGCUCCUGCAGUACGGAGCCAAGGUCAACCCCUCCCUCACUUCCUUGACCGCCUCCCCUCUGCACGAGGCCUGCAUUCACGGUAAGGAGGAGAUAGUCCACCUGAUGAUCGUCAGCGGGGCUCACCUGGAGGCCUACGACGUGCACCUGGGACCACCUCUGCAUGUGGCCUGUGCUCAAGGACACCUGAAGUGUGCCAGACUUCUUCUGCUGGCAGGAGCCCAAGUGAACUCCAAGAAGUUCCACCAGACCGCCCUGCACCAUGCUGCUGGACUGCACAUGCCAGACCUGGUCCAGCUGCUGCUGGACUUCGGAGCAGACGUGCAGGCCACUGACCAGCAGGGCAAGAAGGCGCUGGACUUGAGCACACCUGGCUCUCCCUCGCACACCUGCCUCAGACUGCAUGAAGGUAACCCUCUGAGCCUUCAGCACCUGUGCAGAAUCUGUGUGAGGAGGGUUCUUGGUACCAGGGCUUCCAAGGUCAUAGGUCAGCUGGACACCCCCCCCAUCAUUCAAAGUUACCUGCAGUUCUCUCUGUAGACACAAAGUAGGUCUGAAGCAGGCUGUAAUACACUUUUCCACCACUAGUGGCAGUCAUGACAAUGUCAAAUAAGCAGAAGAAGACUGCAGCCAAAGCAAUAGAGAAGCGUUUGAAGCGCAAAAAUUCUGACUAAAGUGGUGAAGCUAUAUUUUAAUUUGCAUUUGAAUUUUAUUGACAGUUUAAUCAAGAAACAUAUAUAUAAUUAAUGUUGUUUAUUUAUUGUAGCACAACAUCCUUGUAUGUCAAUUAUUUGAUGUCAGUUGUUUACGAGUCCCUUGAUUAGUGGUUCUUCUUCUAAUCACUAAUCUAAUCUAUGUACUAAAUAAAGAAUCCUU